AUGGUUUCGCAGAUAAUGGCGCCAUGGACGCCGUCGUUCGCCUCCCUCAUGUCCAGCCAACAGGCAACAGGAUUGCCCGCAACAUUUUCGUUUUCUAACGUUGGAGCUGAUAAUUUGCCUCAUGUUCGUACGUGCGUUUUCCGUGGGUUCCUGUUCGAUGACAAGAAAACCAAUGUGCUCACGUUCACCACGGAUAGACGCAUGAUGAAGCUGAAGGACCUGGAGAAAAACAGUGUGUUUGAGGCUUGUUUCUACUUUCCUAGUGCGAGAAAACAGUUCCGUUUUAGCGGUGUGGUGCGGAUUAUCACGUGCGACCAUUCUCCCGAAGUGUCUUUCGACAGUGCGAGUAUAUCGGACGGGUCCAUCUCGUCAACGUCUCCAUCAGCGGCGUCUUCUGAGUCUGUUUCGUCAAGUUCCGGUUUUGCAGAGGCCGAAAUUCCUAUAGUGGAGCUUGACAGAGAUUUCUACGCUGACAACCUGAAGGAUUCGGGUAUCUACAACGAGCUGACAUACCAUCUGGUAUCACCUACCCAGGCCAAAAACAUCGAGAGCAUUUCUGAUUUUUCGCAGCAACCACCAACACUGGCGCCUCCAACCAAAGCCGAGUGGCAGAAUGAGAGGCUGAGAAUAUGGAAGGGGCUCUCAAGAACCAUGAGAGGAACUUUCAGACAACCCACUCCGGGGUCGAGACUCACGCCUGAGAGACAGAAACUGAUUGACUCUAUAAGCCGCGGUGUUGAUGGCGGAUCGCAAGAGCAGGAUAAUUUUGUCGUUGUGUGUAUGUUCGUGAACACUGUUGAUACUGUUGAUAUGGGUGUUGGUCCUGGAAGAAGAGUGCUGUACAAGAGAGAUAGAGUUGAUCACUGGAAAGAGUUUGAGGUGUGUCCAUAA
Kuraishia capsulata CBS 1993 is the source of this 891-nucleotide messenger RNA. RefSeq lists its product as uncharacterized. Gene Ontology annotation, molecular function: FMN binding. The coding region runs from base 1 to 891 and encodes 296 amino acids. The transcript has a single exon. The record is from RefSeq and is a predicted model, not a curated record. NCBI's taxonomy places the organism in Eukaryota, Fungi, Ascomycota, Pichiomycetes, Pichiales, Pichiaceae.